Hibiscus syriacus is the source of this 790-nucleotide messenger RNA. RefSeq lists its product as uncharacterized. Bases 121 to 702 code for a protein of 193 amino acids. The transcript has a single exon. NCBI's taxonomy places the organism in Eukaryota, Viridiplantae, Streptophyta, Magnoliopsida, Malvales, Malvaceae. The record is from RefSeq and is a predicted model, not a curated record.
UUUCCCUUAACGAGAGAUCGUAAAAUUUCUCAAGGGUCCUCUUUUGAAUUUUUUUUUGUAUAUUUAUUUAUAUAAAUCUCAGUUUGUUUUUCUUAUCGGUGGUGUUUGGGAUUAAUUAAUAUGGGAACUGAAGUUUUACGGCCUCAGGAUUGUUUGAUUGAACGUUUCCGCGUACCGCCGACGGCAUGUCCUCGCCGGAGAUACGGAAACGGUAGCUUUAAUCCUAGUUAUUAUUAUGCCCAUAACAAUAACAAUGGAAACGCUAGAUUCAACAGGAAACCCGCUCAGAAGAAGCGGGUCGGGUCGGAGCAGCAGGUUUCGAAGAAAUACGGCUCUACCGAUGACUUGAAGACGGUGAGGAACAAUGUUACGAUGGAGAAGGUUACGAUUUUGAGACGAGGUGAGUCGUUGGAUACGAAGAUCAAGAGCAUCGACGGUGCCGGUGGUAGAAGGGAAGACGGUUUGAUUGUCACCGGCACCGAUCGGUUGGGUCCGGAUCCGGAGAUGGUCCCGAAACAGAUCAAUAUUGUUGAUAUCAAGUCUUCUGUGACGGGAAAAUCCGACGUGUAUGCCGGAUCUGCUUUCUUCGUCUCUCCAGCGCCGAGUUCUCUUCCUUUGCCUUCUUUCUCGAAGAAGAAAGAGGAUCCGGUCGAUAAUUCAGCUACCAAGGGUCUCCGGCGGUUGCUCCGGCUGGAUCUCUGAGAUCCGAUCCUUACCCUAGUUAGAUUUGGAUCCGAAUAAGCCUUCGUCUCUCUCUUAUUUAUACGUUAACCGUUCGUCUCUAUUUAGU